UUAAUCAAUCCGAUUCCUUAUACAUAUGCUUAUGCGCUAUGCAUUGUUCGUCUGAAUAUAUCCUUACUGCCAUUACGGUUUAGUAGUUUAUGCGGGGCCGCGUUUCCAUUCUGACAUCGUUCAUUGUUCAUCGGUAUUCCUGUGCCCGAUGCGUCGAAUGUGAUCGUGUGGUCAGGAAUCGUUUGCUGCGAUAUUUUCUGUGAAUUUAAUACAUGUUUUUGACAAUCGUGUAAUACCGUGACGAAAUUUUGUAUUUUAUGAAAAUAGCAAUUGUUUACAAUAGUGGAGUUAUCGACAAAUGUGCUGAUUAAUCAAAUUAUUUUGACUUCCAAUUUCGUUGAUAUCUAUUAAUAUUCAAUGCUAUAUAUUUCAUUGAAUGGACUCAAGAUUUUAUGACGGAGAUUUGUAAUACUCCAAUUGUAUGUUUAAAUCUAUCUUGAUGGCAGUCAAUUUUAGAUUAAUCUGAUUUGUGCCACUUUUUUAGUCUAUUAUCGACACUUUUAGGUUAGAUUAUAUCCUAGUAGAAAUGGCGGAUAAAGCUAUGAUGAAGCAAAUUGCCGAGCAAAAGCUCAAGGCUUUCUCCAUUGGCACAAUGGGCAAGCGGCCGUUAAGUAAAAAAGAAUUGGAAGAGCAACGUAAAAAAGAACAGGAGCAAGCGGCUGCUCAAGCAUUUGAAGAGUUUGUGGCAACAUUUCAAGAAACACCUAGUAAAACAACUAGCAAGGUUUGGGUCAAGGCAGGGACAUAUGAUGCAGGCAAGAGACAGGAGGACACGAGAGAGAAAGGAAAGCUUUAUAAACCGCAAUCAAAAAUCUCGGAAUUGGUUGACAACAGAUCAUCAGCUGAACAGGCUCAAGAAUAUGCAAGAUUACUUGGAUCGAAUGAAAGAAAAUUAGAUAGGCUAGGCAAAAAGAAGAAAGAAGGUGAAAAGAAGAAGAGUAAUCUUGAAUUGUUCAAAGAAGAACUGAAAAUGAUACAAGAGGAACGUGAAGAAAGGCAUAAGUAUAAGGGUGUAGUGAAAACAGUAAUAUCUGCUCAAUCUGAAGAUCCAAUGAUGGCUGCUUUAAAAUGCGUGGAAGAUGGCUCGUUUGAUAAUGGCGAUCCAAACACCACAAAUUUAUAUCUGGGAAAUUUGAAUCCAAAAAUCACAGAACAGCAAUUGAUGGAAAUAUUUGGUAAAUUUGGCCCACUAGCUAGUAUAAAAAUAAUGUGGCCGCGUAGCGACGAAGAAAAAGCUAGACAAAGGAAUUGCGGCUUUGUUGCAUUCAUGAGUCGUAAAGAUGGCGAACGUGCGUUAAAAAAUCUGAAUGGUCGCGACAUAAUGCAGUAUGAAAUGAAGUUGGGCUGGGGAAAAAGUGUACCGAUUCCGCCUUAUCCAAUUUAUAUUCCGCCGGCUUUGAUGGAGAUCACGCAGCCACCGCCUCCGUCUGGUCUUCCAUUUAACGCUCAACCACAUCGUCGCGACAGACACAAGAUACCACGUAUUCGCAACCUCCAGAGCGCGGACCCGCAGGAAAAGGAAAACUUUGAAAAGGUUUUGCAGAAUGCUGUUGUCAAAGUGGUUAUACCAACAGAAAGGAAUUUAGUCAUGUUAAUACAUAGAAUGGUGGAAUUUGUAAUCCGAGAAGGACCGAUGUUCGAAGCGAUGAUUAUGAACAGGGAAUUGAAUAAUCCAAUGUUUAGAUUUCUGUUUGAAAAUUAUUCUCCUGCGCACACUUAUUACCGCUGGAAACUAUACUCUAUUUUACAAGGGGACGGGCAGAAGGAAUGGCACAUCGACGACUUUAGAAUGUUCAAAGGCGGAAGUGUGUGGAGGCCACCGCCAAUCAAUCCGUGGACGCAGGGCAUGCCAGACGAAUUAAUAGAAAUGGAAGAAAGACAAGAGCCUAGAAGGGGUAGUCUUUCGAACAGUCAGCGAGAUCGUUUAGAAGAUUUAUUGCGAAACAUAUCACCUGAAAGAAUAAAAGUUGCGGAAGCAAUGGUAUUUUGUAUAGAACAUGCCGAAGCAGCAGAGGAGAUUUGUGAUUGUAUUUCAGAGUCAUUGUCAAUACUGCAAACUCCUGUGAAUAAGAAAAUAGCAAGAUUAUACUUGAUAUCUGAUAUAUUGCACAACUGUGGAGUUAAAGUGACUAACGCCACUAUUUAUAGAAAGGCAUUUGAGACACGUCUUCUGGAUAUUUUCAGCGAAGUUCAUCAAGCGUAUAAACAGUUUGACAGUAGACUGAAGGCGGAAGGAUUCAAAGUUCGUGUUAUGCGAAUGUUCAGAGCAUGGGAAGAUUGGACUGUGUAUCCGAGAGACUUUCUCGUCAAAUUACAGAAUACCUUCUUGGGGCUCGUCUUGAUGGAUGAACCUGAGCCAGAGAACGAUGAGGAUAUCGACGGCGCGCCAUUGUCCGAUGUCGAUGGCGAUGGUACUGAAGAUUUGGACGGAAUACCCCUCGAUGGUGCUGCUUUGCUGAAAGGUGCCAUGAAGCAUGGCCUCACGCCACAACCGACUCCAAAUUAUGACGAUAUCGAUGGAGUGCCCAUGGAUGAAGACAUCGAUGGAGUUCCAAUGGACGACGACGACAGCGCAAACAUGAGAAAAGACGAUGAGAAAAAAUCGGCAAUGCCAGCUGGAUUCGUUCCUUCGCGAUGGGAAACUGUUGAUCCUGAUCAGGUGGAAGCGCAAGCGAUGACCACCAGCAAGUGGGAAGAGUUGGGCCAAAAUGAAGAUUCCAAUUCUCAAGAUACCAGUAUGGAUUCCAGCGGCAGGGAUUACAACGAAGAAAGACGAAACAGAUUGCGUGAGAUUGAAGUAAAGAUUAUGCAGUACCAAGAUGAAUUGGAAAGUGGCAGGAGAACGUUGAAGUCUGGUAUGACGAUACAAGCACAAGUGGAGCACUAUAGAAAGAAGCUUAUAAGAAAGAGCGAGAGAGAAAUGAAGGAUAUAAAGAGCGAAGAGCGAGAUGAUGACAAGCGAAGGGAGAAGAAGCGAAGUCGUAGCACGACGCCGGAAUCUCCGACUCACAGCUACAGAGAUCGAAGACGCUCGUCAAGCCCAAAAGUUGCAAGAUAUAGAUCGCGCAGUAGGUCGCCUCGGUCCAAACGCAGGUCAAGAUCACCGUACAAGAAACGUGUGCCAGUCACUCCAUCUCCUCCUCGCAUUCGGCGCACGCCAUCGCCUUCUUUUUCUUCGAACAGAGGAUCACGCAGAUCGCCUGUUAACGAGCGUUGUGACAGGAAAAGACGUAGAUCACCCUCCUUGUCGCCCCCGCCGCCUCCACGUACUUCCUCUAAACAUAGAGCCUGUAGUCCGCCUUCUCCUUCCUCACGUAAGCACAGACACAAGCAUAAAUAUUAAAUCACCGUUAUCAGAAUUACUUUUUCCACAGGACUAUUAAGACAUUGUUUUAGAUUACAUAACAUUUACUAUAUAUCUUGCGAUGCGUUACAUUCGUAGACACGCAUUAAUAUGACAAUGAAAAUAAGAAGUUAAUCUCUCGAUGAUUGUUUCUUCUCGAUAUACCUAACUUGUCUAUAUUUUCAGGAAGUUUCAAGUAAAUUUCUUAUUGUUUAGUUUUAUUAAAGUAAAACUUUUAUCUUUUACACUGUAAGAUAUUUGUACACAAUGUUUUCUGCUGAAUACGAUACUUAAAACAGCGCACAUAACGUGCAAUUCAUUUAAUACCUGAAAUAUUAAAUACAUUCUCGAAAGGAAAACGUAUAUGUAUAUACUAAUUAUAAAGUAUGAAAAAUAGAAUGGUCUUCGUGAAAUUUAUGCAGAAAAUUCUCAUUAUGCUCUUUAAGCUUUGAAAUCUUCACGCUCUGAAAAUUUUCAGUCUUGAGUGAAAUAAUCUUAUAUGUA
This is a messenger RNA of Linepithema humile (Argentine ant), 3847 nucleotides long. Its product is annotated as U2 snRNP-associated SURP motif-containing protein. Gene Ontology annotation, cellular component: nucleus. Gene Ontology annotation, biological process: RNA processing. Lineage: Eukaryota; Metazoa; Arthropoda; Insecta; Hymenoptera; Formicidae. The record is from RefSeq and is a predicted model, not a curated record. Gene Ontology annotation, molecular function: RNA binding.